AUUCUCUCCAAAACUUCUUCUCUUCCCCACUUCCACAAUUCCCUUAUUUGGGUGUGUCGUCCACGAACAACAUGAGUUUGUCGGAGAGGCAAAAAGAAGAAAUCAAUCGGGCGAUCGCCGAAUAUAUGCAAAACAAUGGGUACAGCGAGUCGUUUAGUGUAUUUUUGAAGGAAUCCAGCUUGAGCGAAAAUGAUAUCAAGCCACUAGGAGGUAUUCUAGAGAAGAAAUGGACAACUGUUCUUCGACUUCAACGGAAAGUCAACGAUUUGGAGUCAAAACUUCAGGAAUCACAACGGGAAAUCAAUCAUGGUGCACCGACGAGAGACAAGCGUCAAGCCGCAGACUGGAUCCCUCGCCCGCCAGAGACACAGAAACUGACCGGACAUCGUCUUCCAAUCACCAGAGUCAUUUUCCAUCCACUAUGGACCAUUAUGGCCAGCUGUUCAGAAGAUGCCACCAUUAAGGUCUGGGAUUACGAGACGGGUCAACUCGAGAGGACACUCAAAGGACACACUGACGCAGUCAAUGAUAUCGCGAUCGAUGCAGCUGGAAAACAAUUGGUUUCGUGCUCAUCGGAUCUAUCGAUAAAACUGUGGGAUUUUGGACAGACAUAUGACUGCCUAAAAUCAUUGAAAGGACACGAGCACACUGUCUCAUCGGUCACAUUCCUUCCAACUGGAGACUUUGUAUUGUCCGCCAGUAGAGAUCAUACAAUUAAGCAGUGGGAUAUCUCAACUGGCUAUUGCGUCUACACAUUCCGUGGCCAUAAUGACUGGGUCCGAAUGAUUCGAAUCUCGAACGACGGAACACUUUUCGCGUCGGCAAGUCUCGAUCAAACAGUCACCGUGUGGUCGUUUGCCACGAAAAGCGCAAAAUUGGUGCUCCGCGAUCACGAGCAUGCUGUGGAAUGCGUCGAAUGGGCUCCAGAUACGGCUUACACCAAUGUUACAGGACAACAACCCGAAGGAAAUUCUACACACAUUCUGUUCAGUGGAAGUCGUGAUAGAAGUAUCAAAGCAUGGAACAUCAACACUGGUGACGUCUUGUUCACAUUGUUGGCACACGAAAAUUGGGUUCGAGGAUUGGCAUUCCAUCCAAAGGGAAAGUACCUGAUAUCCGUAGCCGAUGACAAAACAUUACGAGUUUGGGAGCUGAGUGCUCAGAGAUGUAUGAAGGCAAUUGAAGCGCAUGAGCACUUUGUUUCAACAGUUGCAUUCCAUCAAACAUCUCCGUUCGUCAUCACAGGAAGUGUGGAUAUGUCGUGCAAAGUUUGGGAAUGCCGUUGACCGAAAUAUUCUCCAUAAUUCUUCGAAUUAUCUAAUUUUCCCUAUUGCUUUCAUUGCACUUUCUCCACUUUUCAUCAAAAAUUUCAACUUUUGAUUUAUAAUUUUCGGGUGGUUAUGGUCGAAAUUGAUCAGAAAUCAGAAAUCCACCGAAUUUUAAAAAUCAAUUUCGAUGAAUUUGCUCCUCGCGCCGGUAGAAACGUUUAAUUCUUUGUUUUCCCUCUUCUAUUUGUGUAUCGCCCUGGUGGUUGUGAAUCUUCCCUUUCAUUAUGUUAAGUUAAAAAUAUUUUUUCUCUUUUUUUCUCCCCCACCCCCCUCUUAAAUUAUCCGCCCUAUUAUCUUUUUUGUUUCUUUCCUUGAGCAAUUUUUCGCUUUUUUGUCUUGUUCUAUCAGCUCUCUUCUCAGUGCUGAGCAGCAUUUCCCCCCGAAAAAACUCAUUUUUUUUGUAGUUUAAAAUUUUUCGAACCAAAUGAAAUCCCUGUCCCGCUUGAUAGAUACCA
Messenger RNA from Caenorhabditis elegans, 1783 nucleotides. It is a transcript of the gene lis-1, whose product is annotated as Lissencephaly-1 homolog. Gene Ontology annotation, molecular function: dynein complex binding. The record is from RefSeq and is marked reviewed. Gene Ontology annotation, biological process: microtubule sliding; cell communication; establishment of mitotic spindle orientation. Gene Ontology annotation, cellular component: cytoskeleton; axon cytoplasm; dynein complex. NCBI's taxonomy places the organism in Eukaryota, Metazoa, Nematoda, Chromadorea, Rhabditida, Rhabditidae. The transcript is spliced from 10 exons. Bases 72 to 1286 code for a protein of 404 amino acids.